AUGUCCGAGUCUACUGAACCUACCGCCGCCGCGGCCGCGGCCCGGGCCUUCGGUGCGCACCUGGAGGAUGACGAUGGACUCGACGGCGAGUUUGGCACGGCCACCGAGUACCCCGACGAGCUCGACUACUAUUCCCUACUCGGUCUUGCGCAGAAGCCUCCUCCUACCGAUGCCGAAAUUCGAUCCGCAUACCGCAACCUGUCCUUGAUGUUUCACCCCGACAAGCAACCGUCGCAUUUACAAGAGUCCGCCGAGCAACAUUUCCAGCGCAUCCAAACUGCAUAUGAUACCCUGAUUGAUCCCAAGAAGCGCGUCGUGUAUGAUUUACUUGGAGCCGAAGGUGUGACAAGAGAAUGGGGCCGUGGGGGUGCAAUGGGUGCGGGAGGGGACGCUGAGAAGCAGCAAGUGGGCGUGAAGGCUAUGACGCCGGAGGAGUUCCGUCGCUGGUUCACAAAGACUAUGAAAAAGCGCGAACGUAAAGCUGUACAGGAAAUGGUCGACAGUCGGGGCUCCAUCACCCUUGGACUCAAUGCAGAUUCGACUAUUCGAGUUCAUGAAGACGACGAUGUGACUGUUCAGAUUCCUGAUACGGUCAUUCCGGUGUCUUAUGCUGCCAAGUAUUCAUUUGAGACUCCUUUAAGCUUGCCCAGCUUUGGAGGGAAAGCGAAGGAAGAGGAGGUGCAGGAUCAGCGGAAAGAAAGCGAGGAUGCAGGCAUCGUGGAAGAAGAAGUAGAAGAUCCUUUGCAUUUGAGAUUCAAUGCGGGAAUCGCUGGCAACAUCAUUUAUCGCACGCAGCAAGCAAAGGCUCAGUGGGCCGAUGGAGAAGAGGAAGAUCUGAAUAUUCCCUUGCCUCCAGUUCUGAUCGCCAAUAACAUAAGUCUGGGCGCCACCGUAACCCCAAAUGUCCGGGAAUUGAUCGGUACCAAAGGUCUCUGGAAUAAUCGAGUAUUCUCUACUUUGAGAGAUUCAACUGUCCUGGUGGAAGCCGAGAUCUUGCCUGUUCCACUUUUGAGGACAACUGUUGCUCGGGCUUUCCAGCCGAUUCCCGGGAUCAAGCCAUUCCAGGUUACUACAAAAACCACGUUCAUGCGCUCCCUCUUGGAGUCUCCGCCUUCAUUAGAAGUGCAUGUCACAAAGGAAGUGGCCCCACGGAAGCUUGCAUUCUGUGCUUGGUCAAGUGGCCUCUGGUAUUAUCCAAACUUACUGCUUGAUCAUUUAUUUUUCCGUGGGAUGACUUUGGAGGACAUGUAUGCAUCCGCUGGCGAUCUCAGCAGCCUCCAACUUGGCCUGAUCUCCUUACCAAAUCAACCCCGGAAUGUUGUUUCAAUGGAUGACGAUGAUGAUGUAGAGCCCGAAGAAGCUGAAUUGCGCCGACACCUCCGGAAGAAGCAGGAGACAGAUCGUGCCGCCGAGUCCUGGCAGACCUUUGUCCAAGUCAAUCCCGGAGGAGGCGGUCUGAGUCUCACAUAUUCACGGAAUUUGUUCUCAGGGACACCGGCUGAUGACCCAUUGAAGUCGGAAUGGAGCGAUGAGGGCUAUGCCCCCAUGGCGAAGAUGGAGGAUGCCCGAGCUGUUCGUCUAGAAGUCGCCAGUACGGUCAGCCCCAAUCUCUCAUUUGUAUGGAGCAUCAAAGGGACUCGCCGGGUUGGUGAAUUUACCAAGAUGGGUAUUGGUAUUGGCUUCGCAAACCAGGGUAUCUUGAUGACGAUUGGUUGGACCCGACUUGGACAGGGCCUCAACUUGCCUAUCGUGAUCUGCUCUAAGGAUGAGGCUACCCAUGAUGCUGCUAUUUUGGCAAGCAUCUUCACUUGGGCUAGCUAUCUUGCUAUAGAGUUUGGCUAUGUCCGACCGCGUGACAGAAAGCGACGUCGCGAAGCGGCUGCUCGUUGUCACAACCUGCUAAAGAAGCUGGUUCCCCAGAAGCGUGCGGAAAGUGAACAGGCCAUCCAGUUGAUGAUAGACCAGGUUCGGAGGCGGCAGCUACGCGAGUACGAACAAGAUGGCUUGGUGAUUGACCGGGCCGAGUAUGGAUACUGGCCACCAACAGAUCGCAAGCCCAAGCCUGGCUUCGAAGAGCCUCGCACGACGGAUGUGUUCUUCCCGGUAGCUAAUCUUGUUGACCGUGGUCAGCUGGUUAUCGGUGCGAAGACCGUCAAACAUCAAAUAAUCGGUUUCCACGACCCAGCACCACUGUUGAAAAAGCGCCUGAAGAUUUGGUACAGUUUCCAGAACCGUUCCCACUUUGUGGAAAUUGGCGACAAAGAGGGUAUUAUCUUGCCACAGCGCGCCCACAUGUGCCCUGAAUCGGAACAAUUCAAUCCGUUGGCUACUGAGUAG
Messenger RNA from Penicillium subrubescens, 2337 nucleotides. RefSeq names its product J domain-containing protein. Lineage: Eukaryota; Fungi; Ascomycota; Eurotiomycetes; Eurotiales; Aspergillaceae. Bases 1 to 2337 code for a protein of 778 amino acids. Gene Ontology annotation, biological process: cristae formation. The transcript is spliced from 4 exons. The record is from RefSeq and is a predicted model, not a curated record.